This is a messenger RNA of Suncus etruscus (white-toothed pygmy shrew), 521 nucleotides long. RefSeq names its product RecQ mediated genome instability 2 (gene RMI2). Lineage: Eukaryota; Metazoa; Chordata; Mammalia; Eulipotyphla; Soricidae. The transcript is spliced from 3 exons. The record is from RefSeq and is a predicted model, not a curated record. Gene Ontology annotation, cellular component: nuclear speck; cytosol. Bases 1 to 510 code for a protein of 169 amino acids. Gene Ontology annotation, biological process: regulation of sister chromatid segregation; DNA repair; maintenance of rDNA.
AUGGGCGUGGCCUCAACCCGCGCACGCGUACUGCUGGCAGCGGAGGGCGGGCACAGCCUGUUGGCGGGAAAAGCGUCAAUGGCGGCGCCCAGCGGCGGCCCGGAGCCCGUGAAGCUGCCGCGGGGGCCGCCGCUCAAGGUGCUGGCGAGCAGCUGCGCGCGCGACGUGCGGGGCGGCCCGGGCGGGUGGCGGCUGUCGCGGGCGGCGGCGGGGCGCGGGCCGCUCGAGCUGGCGGCCGUGUGGAUGCAGGGCACGGUGGAGGCGGCGGGCGACGGCGCGGCGCGGCUGCGGGACUCGAGCGGGGCCUUCUCGGUGCGCGGCCUGGAGCGGGUCCCGCGCGGGCGGCCCUGCCUCGUCCCAGGCAAGUAUGUGAUGGUCAUGGGGCUGGUGCAGGCAUGUAGCCCUGAGCCAUGCCUGCAGGCUGUGAAGAUGACUGACCUCUCGGACAACCCGUUCCACCAGAGUAUGUGGGAGCUGGAAGUGGAGGACCUGCACCGGAACAUACCUUAGCAGGUGCCCGA